Molecule: messenger RNA, 1995 nt
Organism: Metarhizium album ARSEF 1941
Lineage: Eukaryota; Fungi; Ascomycota; Sordariomycetes; Hypocreales; Clavicipitaceae
Product: SWR1-complex protein 4
Exons: 1
Coding region: 1-1995 (664 amino acids)
Biological process (GO): chromatin remodeling; DNA repair; negative regulation of transcription by RNA polymerase II
Cellular component (GO): Swr1 complex; NuA4 histone acetyltransferase complex
Molecular function (GO): transcription corepressor activity
Source: RefSeq, a predicted model, not a curated record
AUGACGUCUUCCGAUUUGCGCGACGUUCUCAAUCUGGGAGACAGUUCCUCAGACCCCCGACCUUCCAAGAAACAGAAAACCGGGCAGCCGAAACCCAAUCUCAAGGGUCUAGCCAGAGAGGUCCUCAACCUCGGUGGCGAUAAUCCCGUGUCGAUUAUACCGGCCAAGAAUCAAUUCAAGAAGAGGCGUCUCGGGGGCCGCAAACCGGCUGCGCGAUGGGAACUCCGCGAGUUCCGCAACUCAGGGCGCGACGAUGGGUCGUUGAUCUUGCGCCAUUGGCGACGGGUAGGUAUCAAGGACUCUGCCGCGGCUGGUGGCGAGAAUCAAAAGCAGCCCGAGGCCCAAUCACCGGGUGGUGGACAAUCGCAAGCACGGGGCCCGGAACAACAUGCAGACAAGAACCAAGGCGAGGCGGAACGAGACAUGGAAGACUCGGCGUUCGCCAAGUUCAACGUGAGAAUCCAAGUCCCGCAAUACUCUCAGGACCAGUACCGCGUCUCGCUGCAAAGCGAAGAUUGGACAAGAGAGGAGACGGACUACUUGAUGGGCAUGGCAAGCGACUUUGAUCUCCGCUGGCCACUCAUCUGGGAUCGAUACGAGUAUCAACCCCCGGCGACGAAUGGGGUGGCCGACGCGGAUGGGGAUGAGAAUAAGGCGAUCGUCCCUGCCACGAGGCCUCGGUCCAUGGAGGACCUCAAGGCCAGAUACUACGAGGUCGCUGCCAAGAUGAUGGCCGCUCAGAAACCGGUGCAGUACAUGACGCAGCAAGAGUAUGCGCUGCACGAGACCAUGGCGCAUUUCAAUCCUAAACAAGAGAAGCUGAGGAAGGAAUUCGCAGUGAAUUCCAUGUCGCGAUCAAAGGAAGAAGCCAGAGAAGAAGAGUCGUUGCUGUUAGAGGUCAAGCGGAUAAUGGCAAGGAGUGAGCGAUUCAACGAAGAGAGGAGAGAGCUGUAUAACCGGUUGGAUUAUCCCAAGGCUGAGACGGACAUCAACCCAUUCAAGUCCUCGGCCGGAUUGCAGACUUUGCUGCAGAAUCUCAUGAGUACGGACAAGUCAAAGAAGAGAAAAUCCAUCGUGGGCAUCGAAACUACGGCUGGCGCUGGGCCUGGAGCGGCUGGAGCGGCUCAGAAUUUACCAGGGCCGGAAUCAGGCAGGCGGGAGAGUGCUGCUCUGUCGAAUGCCGCGACUCGCGAGUCUACGGCAGCCACGCCAACGCCCACCGCUGCCAGCAAGAAGGCACAGCAACUACAAGAGAGGCAGCAGCAACAACCGACAGAGCGCAGGAAGCUCAACCACCAGGAGGAGGCCGUGUACGGUGUUACGCACCACGACCGACUUGGUUCAGGACCUGUGUUCCGGACCGAAAAGAUCAACAAACUCUUCUCCCACAAGUCCAACCAACAACAGCUCCGAAUCAGCAACGCCCUCAACGAGUUGGAUGUUCCCGCCAAGUUGGCAAUGCCAACCGCUGCGACCACCCUGCAGUACGAACAGCUCCUUGCUGCUGUCAACAGUUUAUUGGACGCGCGAAAGGUAUCCGACAAGCUCGACGGCGAGAUCAAGAUCGAGCAGGCCAAAAAGGCAGAGCGCGAGAAGAACCAAGGCCCCGCUGCUUCCCAGAAGGAGACCGCUCCGGCGGACAGCGAGCAGAAGGCUGGCGGCGAGGGUAAGAAGCCUGAUGACUCUGUUGCCUCUAGAGAUGAACGAGAGCCCGGGGACAAGGCCGCCGGCCAGACUGGUGGGAACAAGGCCGACGAUGCCAAAGAUCAACGGGAACCACCACCUGCAGGGGCCGAUGACGCAGCAGAAGCAUCGACUUCCAAACCAGGACAAGAUGAAGAGGCUGCCGCCCCCGCGGAGAAGCUGGCAGAAGCCGAACGAGAAAGGGAAAGGGAAAAGAGCGCUCGGCCGGCGAGCAGCAAUGGUCCUCACAAGCGAAGCGCCAGUGUUUUAAGCAGCGUGAGCGACAAGAGUGCUAAACGACAAAAGAAGUGA